This is a messenger RNA of Penicillium olsonii, 2622 nucleotides long. Lineage: Eukaryota; Fungi; Ascomycota; Eurotiomycetes; Eurotiales; Aspergillaceae. The record is from the annotation of a GenBank genome assembly.
AUGUCAAUCCUCACCUUUCUUCCACCACUCGCGCCCUUCCUUUUCUCGGCCCUCGUCGUGAGCGGCCUCGCCUCGAAAGCUUUACAUAUCGCACUACACAUUCGCUCAUUACCGUUCCUCUACUUCGUUCUUUAUUCGCCGACGCUCAUUCUACCCGAUGUUCUCGUCAUCAUAUGUGCCCGAGUGCUGUUGCGCUUCCAUGCGCCGGAAGGCCGAUGGCAAUGGCUCUCGACCGCGCUGGGUGGGGCGCUAUCCCUGAUCACAUGGGGCGCCUCCUCCAUCCAGUUUGGAUUCUUCAUGCAGACUGGUGCCGAGGUCGCCUGGGCAGCUGGUGGUAGUUUCCUCAGCGAUCCGGCCGCCAUGAAAAUCCUCCUCAGUGGCAUCUCCACCGUCUCCGCUGCGGCCACCGUCCUCGGCCUGGUCGCCUGGUUGAUCCACUCGCAUUUGUACAACCUCACCGGACUUGGGUUGCAGGCAAUCCGAGAUCUGUGCGUGGGCAGUUAUAGAGCGCGCUAUACAUUGAUCGCGGCCCCGAAGCAGUCAUGCAUGGCCUCCAUGGAUCUCCGGUCGCUCCGCCGCAUCAUCCCCGCAGUCGCCAUCACGGUCUCCCUCGUCUUUUUGGAAAUCACUCGUCCGUCGAUCCCUUAUGACCAUCUGUCCGGCGCUCUGCCCUUGACAUUGCUGGAGGCAUUUCACAAGAAGACGGCUACGGUGGAGGGAUGCCGGGAGCCGGUGGUGCCUUUCCCUGAGUUGAAGACCUCGGGCCCUCUGUUCCAACCGGAUGGGGCUUUUGUGGAACAGUGGUCCCGAGCGACAUGGCUGCCCGAAAACCCACCAGCAGGAUUCAGCCGCUGGGACGUCAGCCCGCACGACCGAGCUGAGAAGGACAACCACUUCUCUUUUGUUUGUGGUAGUGACGAAGGCGGGUUCUUCAACCCGAAGUCUGAUCCCCUCAAGAUUUCAAAUCUGGGUGGUGAAAUUUACGAGCCCCUGCAAAAGGCGUUCAGAGAGCACUCUGUUGAUGUCAACCAUGUGGUGCUACUGACCCUUGAAAGUGGCCGCAAAGAGCUGUUCCCUGCGCAGCAGGGAACCCCCCUGUUCGAUGCUCUUCUCGCUUCUCACAAGAAGAAGGAUGUCGAGGAAGCUAUUGAUCGACUGGUCACUAUGACCCCAACUGCCCAGCAGCUGACCGGUGAAUACGCGACUGACAGCAAGGGCAACAAGGUUGACCUGAGCAAUUCUACAUGGGAACACCCACCUAACGAAGGAAUGGGUGGUCUUAACGUCCGCGGGGCCAUGACAGGAAGCUCUUUGACUUUCAAGAGCAUUUUGGGGAGCCAUUGCGGUGUUCACCCAUUGCCUGUGGAUCUUUUGGAAGAGUCCCAGCUUGAAAUUUACCAGCCAUGCUUGCCUCAGAUUCUCGACUUGUUCAACAUGGGUAAAGCCCAGAGGGGAAACCAAAGCCAAGCCUCUCGGGGUAUUUCCGAGGCUGUCAAGAACCCUUGGAAGUCAGUCUUCAUGCAGUCAAUCACUGAUGACUAUGACCGCCAAGACGUCCUCAAUGAAAACAUGGGCUUCAAGCACAAGGUCGUUAAGAGUGAUCUGGAAAGCUCGCACUCAAAGUACAGAGCCAAAGGCAAGGAAAUCAACUACUUUGGAUAUGCCGAGACUGAGCUGCGACCUUAUGUGCGUGAUCUUUUCGAGGAGGCUGCAAACAACAAGACCCGCAUGUUCCUCUCCCACGUCACCAGCACGACGCAUCACCCAUGGAGCACGCCGGACGACUUUGACAAGGAGCCAUACAUGAGUGACCAAGGAAAUAUCAACCACGAUCUGAUGAAUAACUACCUCAACGCCGCACGCUUCGUCGAUAUCUGGCUCGGUGAUAUCAUGAAUAUGCUCGAGGAAACCGGCAUUGCCAACGAGACCCUUGUUGUUGUCGUUGGAGACCACGGCCAGGCUUUCGGUGAAGACAACAAAGAUAUGACCGGAACUUACGAAAACGGCCAUAUCAGCAACUACCGCGUUCCCCUGGUCUUCCACCACCCACAAAUGCCUCGCGUUGACAUCACCGCCAACGCAACGGCUCUCUCCAUCAUCCCCACCAUCCUCGAUCUCCUCGUCGAGUCCAACUCUCUUGACGAGCGAGACACUGAAAUCGCCUCAGCGCUCCUCCCCGAAUACCAAGGCCAAUCUCUCUUGCGACCUUUCCUCUCCACCGUGGUUGACUCACCCCACCAUGGUCACCCACCGCCACCUCCUCCCCCUGAGCGUGACGUCUCGCAGCCUGAAGCUCGCUCUCACCCAGAUGGCCCGCCUAGGCGCUCAGUCUGGAACAUGGGUCUCAUCAAUGCAGGUGGGUCCAUGCUCGCUGUCACAACGGCCGGCAUACCCUACCGCUUGAUCCUGCCUCUGAAAGAGGAAUUCGAGUAUACCUUCACUCACCUUGGUGAAGACCCUGGUGAAACCCACCUCACCAAAGCAUGGACUCUACCCGAGCUCAUCAAGGAGGUGGUUCCCAAACACGGCAAGGAAGCGGCCGACUGGCUCGAAGAUGCCGAGAACGUUGGCAAGUGGUGGGUCACCGAGCAGAAACGCAUCUGGGGCUACCGCGAAGCCUAA